Messenger RNA from Linum tenue, 753 nucleotides. The record is from the annotation of a GenBank genome assembly. Lineage: Eukaryota; Viridiplantae; Streptophyta; Magnoliopsida; Malpighiales; Linaceae.
GAGCUCGUGAAACGAUUCCUCUCAUUUUUGCCAUGGGAAUGGUGUUACUUGCAGCACAAGCCACCAGAGAGUUACAGUACUCUACUUGUGAUCGAUGCAGCUCUCAGGCUCCAUAUCCCCACAAGUUGGCAAUCUCAGCUUCCUGAGAGAUCUCUACCUUUCCAACAACAGCUUGAUUGGAGAGAUUCCUCCCCAGCUCGGUCGUCUCCACAGGUUCGAGAAUCUCUAUCUCCUCAACAACUCCUUCACUGGCCGAAUCCCGCCAGAUCUGUCAAACUGCUCCAAUCUCGUGGUGUUCAACGCAUUCAGCAACCGUCUGGUUGGCGAAAUGCCCCCGGAGAUAGGAUCGAUGAACAAUCUGCAGAACUUUGUCACCAACUCCACAACUUGAGAGGAAACAUCCCUGCUUCAUUUGGGAACAUGUCCUCUCUCAAGAUACUCUCAAUGACCGGAAAUUUCUUGAGUGGCAAGGUACCUAGUACUCUAGGAGAGUUGAAGAGCCUCUCCGUUUUGACCUUGUCAAAGAACUGUUUCUCCGGUGGAAUCCCUUCAUCGAUCUUCAAUCUGUCUUAUCUCACUCACGUGUAUUUAGGAUUGAACCAGUUCCAUGGAAGUCUUCCGCCGGAUAUGGGAAUCUCGCUCCCCAAUCUCCAAAGCUUCGACGUCGCUCUCAAUUAUGAUGAGGGUAUUUUUUGGUAUUGGGCUUUUGGGUAUUUUUCGGUUGGGCUAGGGUGUUUUUUCCUUUUGGUUUAA